Molecule: messenger RNA, 641 nt
Organism: Didymella exigua CBS 183.55
Lineage: Eukaryota; Fungi; Ascomycota; Dothideomycetes; Pleosporales; Didymellaceae
Exons: 2
Coding region: 205-558 (117 amino acids)
Source: RefSeq, a predicted model, not a curated record
UCGCAGCGUCCAGAUACAUCAUCGAGACCCCAUACUCGUCAUGCGAAAAUGCUCAUUUGCGACUUAGCCCAUAUACUCAUGAUGACAUCACCACAAACUACCACAUCGUGACGCAGCCACAUGAUACCACAGCCGCAAAGACAGUAUAUAAUAUGAAAUAGCUGCUUGAAGGAGAAUUAUCUCUAUCAUCACACAUCGAUACUUAUGCCUAAGUCAACAGGACCGCUUCAAGACCAGAUUUUGGGAGCCUCGCAAGCAUCAUCUACGCCCGGCAUGACUGAUUCCACCACUUCUGUCGCUGACAAGCUCGGCGCCAAUAAGGCAACAAACGCCAUUCCUCAGGAGAACCCCUCAGUCCUCUCCUCUGCCGGCGCGAUUGGCAAGCAAUUUAACCCGGACGGCGCCAUCGGUUCCAUCGGCCAAGCUGUCGGCGGGCCCUUCAGUAAGGAUGGUGUCAUUGGCUCUCAGUUCGAUGCGAGCAAGGACGGCAUCGCGGGGCAUGUUGAGCGAGCGGUUGACGGACCGAGUAAUCCAGCGGGCAGUGGUAAGAAGGCAUAGAGUAUUGAUCUGUCAGAUUUUAGUCAUAAAUUGGCAAGGUCCACUAAUUGAACGUUAAACUCGCAUGCCUCCAUCGCUAUCUC